GUCCGAUUCAACACCCGCCAUUGAGGUCACGAGUGGGCGCUAAAGCUCACCAUGUAUCCAUCGCAGUGGCCGACUACAUGCCAGGGGCGAAUGAUGCAGGGAUCUCAUACAGUCCUGAGCCAGACUCACCAACGACGUUCUCAUUCUUGAAUCCCAUAGUUAGUAACACCACUCGCUCCGGAGCGGCAUCGACAACUUCGGAAACCCAUAAUCAACCGACCACGGCCAACCAGCCGGGCUUCACGGCUGAAAAUCAAAGCGGCCACCAAUCAUCCACCCUACCCGUAGUCUACUAUCCUUAUCCGUACAUAUCAUCCGGUUCACCAUCAGAUAAGCCAAAGCGCACGCAGGUCAAAAAUGCGUGUACUAAUUGCCAGAAGGCGUGCAAGAAAUGUGACGAACAAAGGCCAUGUGGUCGCUGCGUACGGUAUGGUCUAACCGACUGCACGGAUUCUGAGCGAAAAAAGAGGGUCACGGGCGCGAAGCGGGGACCUUAUCGCAGGCGUGAACGUGUGGUGGCUCCGCCAGAACAUGCAACUGGAGAGGCGGGACUUUCGGAUUCUGCGACUACAGCCGCUGGCACAGGAUCGUCUACCAGUAUCGACACAUCUCAACAAAACCAUACUGCUGUCUUCCCAUUUCCUAUGUUUUUUUCCCCUGCUAAUGGCACCCAGGCCGUCCAAGCCGGGCUUUUCGCUGUAUAUGGAUACUCCACCAACGGCAUUCCUCUUGGUCCAGAUGGGCAACCGAUACAAUUUGGCACAACUUAUCCGGUCCCAAUCGGUUAUAUUCCAGCCACGAUCUCUGUCCCCCCCAAUCCUGCCACGCAAAGUGAACAUGAAACCCCUAGCAGUUCCCAAGCAGCUACGCCUCAGGGCAACGGAAAUGGGGAAGAUUUGAACGAGCGGGAAACCUGCUCAACUGUGGACGUCUCAGAUGCUAAUGAAGGAACUCAUGGGACAAAUGGAGGAAACCAAACACCAAAUGGAGAGGCUCUAUCACACCCUUCCCAGCUGGCCGUCGGAUACUCCGAUCAGGACUCGUCGUUCAGUCCAUCUUUCCCCAUUACUUCCUUCGGUAGCUUAUCGCCCUUAGCCAGUACACCGUCUUUUCACGCUUCACAACACAACACUCAACACACUCCAACCAAUUCACCCUCGACGCGAAAACGUAAGAUUGCUGAAGAGGUUUCUGCCGUCAUUUACCACGAUUCUUCACGAGAAGACCAGCCCCAUCCAAGGAAAAAGGGGACCAAGGCUGAUCCGGGGAGUUUCCAACUAUCUGGCGAUCUGAGAAUGCCUCUGUCACGAUCCGUGGCGUUACCACCUUCAGAAUUGCCGUGAUUCGCGUUGGCUGUUCCGGGAUUUGGGAGGGGAUAAUGACGGGCGUCGCGUCAUCGAUUAAUCUUAUACUGAUACUUAGUCCUAUACUUAUUACGCUUGGUCCGCAUAAUUACAAAGAGCAUUUUCAUUUUCA
Messenger RNA from Cantharellus anzutake, 1476 nucleotides. RefSeq lists its product as uncharacterized. Gene Ontology annotation, biological process: regulation of DNA-templated transcription; cellular response to starvation. The record is from RefSeq and is a predicted model, not a curated record. Gene Ontology annotation, molecular function: zinc ion binding; RNA polymerase II transcription regulatory region sequence-specific DNA binding; DNA-binding transcription factor activity, RNA polymerase II-specific. The transcript is spliced from 3 exons. Lineage: Eukaryota; Fungi; Basidiomycota; Agaricomycetes; Cantharellales; Hydnaceae. Gene Ontology annotation, cellular component: nucleus. The coding region runs from base 78 to 1343 and encodes 421 amino acids.